AUGUGGGCACGGAGCGUGGCUUUACAGGCAGGAGAGGGUGACAGCAGGAGAAGCCAGGGAGGGGACAGCCGAGCUCUGGCCAGCACAGGGCAGGGGCUGCUCGAGGAGCCAUCCCAGAGUGAAGUGCCACAGCCACAGCCCAGGAGUGACAGCGCAGGAAGCCAGUGCCAGCCAUGCCCAUCCCCAGAGGUCCAGCACGCCCUGGCCAGGGCACAGCGGCAGCGGCUGCGGGCUCAGCACUGCCGGCACCUCCAGCGAGAGCUCGGGACCAGCGCCGUGCCAGCCCAGGAGCACAGCGGAGAGUGGGACACAGAGCGCUGGCAGCGGGAGGUGACCGCGCUGGGCCUGAGCCUAGAGGCAGCGCUGCGGGAGCGGGAGGCGGCCGAGUGGGAUCUGGAGGCCCUGCUGCGGAAUCACCACCAGGAGAUGCAGGCCUGCAGGCAGCACCUGCUGCAGGUGCUCCGGGACCAGCAGCGCCUGGCAGAGGAGCAGCGGGAGGCCCUGGAGCGCCGGCACCGGGCACUGCUGCAGGAGGUGCUCCGGGACGCGGUGGAAAUCGCCGAGCACAACCAGCACCUGCGGGACACCCGACGGGCAGGCACGGCUGAUGCCACCACACAGAGCCCCUGAGCCAUGUCAAGGGCAUGGGGACAGCUGGCCUGGCAGGACAGGGUCCCUGCAGACCCCUCCCUGCACUGAGCCACCAGUGACGCCGGGAGACUGGCCAGCCCCAGUCACGAGUUAUCCCAGGCACAGCCUCCCCUUCUGCCUGCUCCGGCUGCUGCUCCCUAGGGAAACCUGGCCCAGGGAGGGAAAACCCUGCUCUGUGCUGGGAACCUGCCUGUGGGAGCACAGUGGUGGGAAGGCUGGCAGCCCCCAGCUGCGGCCACAUGGAAU
Corvus hawaiiensis (hawaiian crow) is the source of this 897-nucleotide messenger RNA. RefSeq lists its product as uncharacterized. The coding region runs from base 1 to 630 and encodes 209 amino acids. Lineage: Eukaryota; Metazoa; Chordata; Aves; Passeriformes; Corvidae. The record is from RefSeq and is a predicted model, not a curated record. The transcript has 5 exons.